GGAAGCUCGGAUGCAAACAUGAUGGAAUUGUUCGGUCGCAACAUGGCGUUCAUGAAUAGCAACGACCUGACGACGAGUUAGUGUUAACCGUUUCCCUUCCAUUUGCGCCCCUCUUGCACUUGCUGUUCUCCUCACUCUGCAGACUCUGUUCCAAUCUCGUUCUGCUCAGGUGCAGGGCACCAAACUGGAAGAAACUCACCUUUUAAUUACCAUUGCUGGAUAUCCGUAUACAGUCACCACGUGUGGGCGGUUUCCUGCACGAGUAUCAUUCCCUACCUGCUCUCUACUUUUUGUCUUUUCUUCACUGGCUUUGAGAAAGCUGUCUGUUUUCUGUAAUGGGCCUUCCACCAUUUGGCGCGUUCAAACCACUAUGCCGCACUGUUGGGUCAUACCCCAUCUGUAACUUGUUUUUCAGACAGCUCGCCAAACAUUUCCCUGAUGAAUUCCCAACAAGUAACCUCUACGACUUCACGAAGGUAGCGCCUGUCGGCAUAAAUAUUGAAUGCGGGAUACCACGCGCUUCGGGCUCUGGACAUCUUGGGAACAUAGCGAACACCAUCGCAUGCGGUUUGUCAAUAAUUGCUGUGCUUUUGCUCGUUUUGCGAUGCUCAAAACGGGAGGCCGCUGUUGGCCGUGCAGAGUUUCGAGCUCUACUUCUCAUGUACGGGCUCACGCUCGUCCUCCAGAUUCUUACGACAGGCUCCUACCUUAGACAAUCCUCAACAGGGUUGGUUAUAGUCACAGCAGUGCAUAUGGGCGCUGUAGUCGGUUUUUUCUGGGGUCUGCUCGCAAACGCCAUCGUUUCCACUCAAUUUGUGGAAGAUGGGACUCCUUCAAGUUUGAUUCCAUUCUAUGGCAUAUACAUCAUUUUGUUUGGCGCCACUACCUAUAUUUCCCUUGACACUGCAUUUAGCUUUACGACGGCAUUCAAUCCCUCGAACCCGCCGUCAAUUCUCCAAAAUGUGCCAUUGUUCGUCCUUACCAGCGUCUGGCCCGCAUUUUGCGCAUUUGCGUAUUUCAUCAUCAUAAGUUAUGUUGUCGUACGGAUGUUAGAUGAAGGGCGCCCGUUACUUUGGUUCUUAGUGGCGGCCCUGCUAUUCGUGCUCUCCCAGCUGGACUACUUCCUUCUAAGCAAGGUGAUAUGUAAAGGCACGAAUGCAAAGAUUGAUGGGUCGUUCGUAGCAACCAUCCUAGAAACACUCUCGGUUGGUGUAUUGUUCGGCGGGUGGGUAAGCAUAACAGAAGACACCUGGGAAGACCCGUAUCUAUACCCGCCGAAGUAAUUUAUAUAUUCUUUUCUUUUAUCCCUUUGCCCAAAGACGGGUGCUUUCGUUUUGAAACUUCCUCAUCACUUUCCCCCCAUUUUAUGAUUUCAUUGUACGACGAACUACUUGAUUCCGAUCCUUUUUUCUAUUUUACUCCUCGUGCC
Cantharellus anzutake is the source of this 1429-nucleotide messenger RNA. RefSeq names its product chitin synthase III catalytic subunit. Bases 336 to 1283 code for a protein of 315 amino acids. The record is from RefSeq and is a predicted model, not a curated record. Gene Ontology annotation, biological process: protein folding. NCBI's taxonomy places the organism in Eukaryota, Fungi, Basidiomycota, Agaricomycetes, Cantharellales, Hydnaceae. The transcript is spliced from 10 exons. Gene Ontology annotation, cellular component: endoplasmic reticulum membrane.